Westerdykella ornata is the source of this 2060-nucleotide messenger RNA. RefSeq lists its product as uncharacterized. The record is from RefSeq and is a predicted model, not a curated record. Lineage: Eukaryota; Fungi; Ascomycota; Dothideomycetes; Pleosporales; Sporormiaceae. The coding region runs from base 373 to 1902 and encodes 509 amino acids. The transcript is spliced from 2 exons. Gene Ontology annotation, molecular function: 1-alkyl-2-acetylglycerophosphocholine esterase activity.
GCCUCAUUGGAAGUCCAUUCUUUUCCACAUGUCAUUUUGACGAGCUCUUACUCUUUUUUCGAAGCCCAUCCGGCGAUGGCCGACCUUUGCAUCCACCGGAGGGACGACGGAAGCUUGGUGCGGACAAAAGCGCAUUCCAAGUUUUGGUCCGUCGGGUGCUCCGAGACCUGUUCCUGACUUACAAGUAGUGGCGCAACGGUGCAGGCCCACCACUGCCGCGGUACCUCGGAGUCCAUGUGCAUGUCGUCAGAGCCACCAAUUCUCUCUCAAUUUACUGAUGCAUUAUCCCUCUUUGCGCUGUCUUGAUUCCUCUCCAAACUGUCGCUCGUAGGAACUCUGCAAUCUGCCUUGAGGCGGCGUGUCCCAUCCAGAAUGACCUGGCUCCACCAACUCAACCCAACACCUGCGUUUCCGCCAUACACGGGCCGUUAUAAAGUAGGAACUGUGGAUGUGGAGAUACCAGUAGCGGAACUAGACUCGCCGUCGCCUGCGCCCUCGUCUGCUUCGGAUCUCUCCACAGUCGCCUUCCGCAUUUUCUACCCUUGUCACCCGGAUUCGCAGCAGAGAAAUGUACGGUGGAUACCCAGUCCGCAGAGGGAGUAUGUUGGAGCAUAUGCGAGGUUUCUAGGCGCGAAUGGCGCUUUCUCCCAAUUCUUCUCGCUGAUCCCCCAGAUUCUGUACUAUGUUUCCAUACCCGCACACCAGAACGCCCAUGUCCUCGAACCCCAGACAAGUAACCGGAGAUGGCCGGUUAUGAUAUUCUCGCAUGGCCUUGGAGGGUCUCGGAACGCAUACUCGCACAUCGUUGGAUCGCUGGCUAGCCAUGGCAUGGUCGUCAUAGCACCGGACCACCGAGACGGCAGCUCGCCGAUUUCCUUUGUGCAUACACCUGGCGAGAAAGAGGAGCUGAAGCGGGUGGAGUACAAGAAGAUAGCGCACAAAGCCUCUACCGAGGUUUACGAGAGUAGGGACGAACAACUGAGGAUUCGGCUGUGGGAAUUGGGACUGAUCCAUGACGCACUCUUGAAGAUUGACGAACGGGUGGCGUUGAGCAAUGUGGCCGAAGACCAUAAGAAACAUGGCGGACUGACAAUGUUCGCGCACAAACUCAAUGUGCACGAACCGGGCUCGAUAUCCUUCGCGGGCCACUCCUUCGGUGCCGCCUCAAUGGUUCAGUUCAUCAAAUCGAUCUACUACCGCCCUGACUCCCAGGAACCCGGUUAUAAGCCACUCUUCACGCCCUCCAGCUCAUCCCCCCUCGUACGACAAGUAACUCCCACCACUCCAGUCAUCCUCCUCGACCUCUGGACCCUCCCCAUCCAAAGCCCCGCAACAGCCUGGCUGCGAAACCAUCCCAUGCCCUGCUACGACUCGCCCACCACCGGAGGAAGCAACCUCCUCUCCAUCCUCAGCGACGCCUUCUUCAAGUGGAAAGCAAACCUCGAGGAAACGAAACACAUCGUCGCCAAACCGGCCGGAGCCGACCCCAACCAGCCCGGCCCGCACCUCUUCUACCCCAUCGCCUCGGCGCACCUGUCGCAGUCGGAUUUCGGCGUCCUGUUCCCUUGGCUGACCACCAAAGUGUUUGGCGCCAAGGAGCCCGAACGGGUGCUGAAGCUGAAUGUGCGUGCGAUCCUGCAGGUGCUGAGGAAUGGAGGGGUCGAGGUGGCGGAUACGAGUAUUCGGGAUAUGGAGCUGGAUGAGGAGGAUGCGGCGUCGCGGAAAGUGCUUCAUGAUGAACGCAUCCUGAGUAGGAAGAAGGAUAGUGUAAGGGGGUGGGUGUCUCUGACGACAGAGCCGGAGCCGGAGCCGGAGGCGGAUCUGACGAGGGAGAAGGGACCUGUGGAUGCGGUGGUCGAAGGAGAGGUGUUGGGGGAGACAGUGCAGGAGUCGCAGAGGUGAGGGGUGGUUUAAAUGAGUGGGGUCUUCUUGAGAGAGCCAUGUUUGGCUAUGGCUAUUUCCUGUACUGUGUAUUAUAAGCGUUAGAGGUCUUGAAUGACGCGAUAUCACUCUCUAAGAUGCAGCUGGACAAGAUUUGCGUUUUGAAAUAUGCUUCGCCU